Molecule: messenger RNA, 1424 nt
Organism: Phaedon cochleariae (mustard beetle)
Lineage: Eukaryota; Metazoa; Arthropoda; Insecta; Coleoptera; Chrysomelidae
Source: the annotation of a GenBank genome assembly
GUUCAACCUAUCAUCACAUAACAAUAACACUCAUAUGAUAUAUAAAUUAUUGAAACUUAUAUCGAAUAAACAUUCAAACGCAAAUUAUAGCAGUGAAGUGAUUAUUCGAAGGUAUUUAAUUAUGAAUCGAAUUUUCUGUUUCGUUACGUUUAUCAGUUUGGCUGGAAUAUUAUCCUGUGAGGCACAAACAAACUUUGGAGCACAGACAGCAGAAUGCACAGAUGGACAAACCAAAAUGUUAGAUUGCAACUAUUGCACUUGCAUGGGAAGACACUGGGGUUGCACCGAAAUGGCUUGUCCACCCAACAAUUACAACAAUCAAGGCAAUAGGACUCAACAUUAUCAGCAGCAGCAGCAGCAGCAGCAGCAGCAACAAGAGUGCAGAGACGGUGAAUCAAGACCUUCUGGAGAAUGCAACAGCUGUUGGUGCAGAAAUGGAAGAUGGACGUGUACUCAGAGGCAAUGUCAUCCUAAUUCCACUCCAAGAAAUGUUUACCCUGAACGUGAAUGUGCGGACGGUGACACAAAAAUGCUAGAUUGCAAUCAGUGUCAUUGCAACAAUGGUAGAUGGGCCUGUACCAAGAGAGGAUGCCUGACCAAUAGUCAAAGACAAGGUAGUUCUCAACGCCAGCAACGCCAAUGUAUUGCAGGAGAUAGAAAAAUGGAAGAUUGCAAUGAGUGCCAUUGUGACAAUGGUUUAUGGGCUUGUGACGCAAGGGCAUGUCCUGACAAUAACCAACGACAAGGAAAUCAACAAAACCCCAACUGGCAAGGAUCACAGCAAGAAUGUAGAGUAGGGGAUAGGAAAAUGAUGGAUUGUAAUCAGUGUUGGUGUGACAAUGGUAGAUGGGCUUGUACUAUGAUGGGAUGCCCAAGUCAGAAUCGAAGACCAGGACAAGCACCUACAUGGAAUUCAACGCAACACCAUCAAGAAGAAUGUCGAGAGGGAGAUAGAAAAAUGUUAGAUUGCAAUCACUGUUGGUGCAGCAAUGGCAGAUGGGCUUGUACUUUGAUGGGGUGUCCUAAUCAAUAUCAAAGACCAGGAUCACGACCUACUAGGAGUGUAGAAAAGUGCAGAAGUGGAGAUCAAAAAAUGAUAGACUGCAACCAUUGUUGGUGCGGUAAUGGCGAAUGGAUGUGUACUCUGAUGGCAUGUCCCACCUCUAACCGUAGAGCAGUACGUUCCGUAGAUACAUCACAGCAACAGUGCACAAAAGGAGAUAGAAAAAAAGUGGACUGCAAUAAUUGUUGGUGUGCCAAUGGUCGAUGGGCAUGCACCAGAAUUGGAUGUUUACCAAAAUCAGAUCAUCCCAACUAAGGAAGAAGAAUACAGUUCAGAGAGCAAAAUACUUAUAGAGGAACAGCCGAAGAAAAAAAGUGUUGUUUUUCAAAAUCUAUGAGGAAAUAAAUGUUUCAAAAUGGUC